CUGUCUUGACAGUUGGCUAAUGAAGCGAGGCUUAGCGAACCAACCUCGUCUAUGAAUACUAGACAUAAAAUUAAUGUAAUGAGUCAAGUAUCUCAUAGCUGGAUAAUCAGCGUGCCUUCACGUGUCAUCCCAUUUACACAUACAUCUCUGGGCUGCAGGGGAAGAUUACCCGAUCGGGUCAAGCGCCUCUCAGCUUCCGCCUUUCAGUUCUCCCAAGUCUCUCUCGAAUUGAUUGCCUCAUCGCGGCCAUCUCCAAUUCAACUUCCUCCCCACUGAACCAUAACUCUUCCGGUGUGUGUGGCCAUCACUCUGGGCCUCAUCGCCAACAGACAUACCAUCAUCAUCAUGGACUACGAAAUGGACAUCGAGCCCACCGGGCCCCAAGUGACCGUCCGCGAGG
Messenger RNA from Aspergillus uvarum CBS 121591, 400 nucleotides. RefSeq lists its product as uncharacterized. The coding region runs from base 52 to 276 and encodes 74 amino acids. The transcript has a single exon. The record is from RefSeq and is a predicted model, not a curated record. NCBI's taxonomy places the organism in Eukaryota, Fungi, Ascomycota, Eurotiomycetes, Eurotiales, Aspergillaceae.